AUGUCCGCUGGAUCUCCCCUUCCUUCAGUCCAUACAAGAACAGCACCCGGCCCUGCACCCAAUGGCCUGGGGACAGGUCUUUUCGCAUCAGAAGACAUCCGUACCGGAGAAGACGUCCUAAAGAUUAGCACCCCCUUUGUUGCGGUGCUUGAUACGCUUCGAUUGAGCGAUACGUGCUCUGGGUGUUUUGGAAAGAGGCAGUUGAAUGCAGGUGCAGAUCUGGAUUUGAGGGCGUGUACUGGGUGUCAAGUGGUGAAGUAUUGUGAUAGGUCAUGUCAAGCCAAAGACUGGAAGUUUUCUCAUUCUCAUGAAUGCCGGAUCUUCAAAGAACUCUCUCCUCGGGUUCUCCCUAACAACGCCAGGGCAAUGCUCCGGAUGAUACUGCGCAGCGCGAAGAAGAAAUAUAACACUCAAGAAAUUGAUCUCUUCGUCCAGCUGGAGACGCAUAUCCGGGAUAUUAGAGAGCGGAAUAUGGCGCAGUGGGACCGGAUUUCGUUGUCUGCGAAGGCUGUGAAGAUGUAUUCUGGGAUUGAUAUGAAAGAAGAGAUAAUUUCGGCUUUUGGUGCGAAGCUGGAUCUUAAUGCAUUCAACCUCACAAAUCCGUUGUAUGACCGGAUUGGGUUGUACUUGCACCCAUACGCGGCCCUUAUUAACCAUAGCUGUGAUUAUAACUCGACUGUUGGAUUCGACGGGGAUGAACUCUUCGUCAAAGCUGUCAGGCCGAUCAAGAAGGACGAGCAGAUCUUCAUCUCGUAUAUUGACGCUACUAGUCCGUACGACGUUCGUCACAAGGAGCUCUCAGAGCGAUACUACUUUAACUGCCAGUGCUCGAAGUGCUUCAGAGGCACAGAUACACCGGAAGACAAGUUCGUGACGACAACGCAUGGCAGUGCUGCUUUGGCAUCGGCAGAAACAAAAGCACAAACCUUCAUGGAAUCCGCUUCUGCUCCCGACUGUGAGCCAACAGACGCCAUCCGCAAACUGGAAUCAGCCAUGCAUGUCCUGGACCAAACCUCAGCAUGGUCCAUCUCUAGACAGCCCUAUAUCUCCAUACGGGACGAAUUGAUCGCAUCCUUACUCUCCAGCGGACGCUUCAAAACAGCAUUCGUACAAGCCGCAAUUCGCUAUAUCCGUAUUGAUUCAAAAGUCUACCCCUAUAGCUCCCACCCCAUCCGCCAAGUGCAUGCAUGGGCGCUGGCGAAGCUUGCUAUCCACCUGUCCCAGGGGAUAAAUACGAAUUCGGAUGACGACGUUGCGCUUGAACGCUUCGAGUUGAACUUCAGUCUCAUUAUCUGGUCGCUGUUGAAUGGACUGGUCAAUACGGAGUCAGAGAGCUGCACUAUGCCUAGUUUUAAGAGGAUGGUGCGGUUGGCGUUCUAUGAGGUGCAUAAGGAGUUUGCUGCGAAUGGGUUGGAUCCUUCUAACAUGGGGGAUGAGAUUAAGAGGGAGUGGGAGAAGAUAGAGGGAGUUGUUUCUGCUACGUUGGAAAAAAAGUGA
Molecule: messenger RNA, 1497 nt
Organism: Aspergillus chevalieri
Lineage: Eukaryota; Fungi; Ascomycota; Eurotiomycetes; Eurotiales; Aspergillaceae
Product: S-adenosylmethionine-dependent methyltransferase
Exons: 3
Coding region: 1-1497 (498 amino acids)
Cellular component (GO): nucleus
Molecular function (GO): protein binding
Source: RefSeq, a predicted model, not a curated record